CUUCAUGGCUCAGCUCUUCCUCUUCCUCUUCUCUCUUCUCUUUCUUGUUCUUCCUUUCACCAAUGCCUAUUGGCCACCCUCUCCAGGCUACUGGCCAAGCUCCAAAUUCAGGUCCAUGAGCUUCUACAAAGGCUUCAGAAAUCUCUGGGGUCCUCAACACCAAUCUGUUGACAAAAAUGCAUUAACAAUCUGGCUUGAUAACACCUCAGGAAGUGGGUUCAAGUCAGUUAAGCCUUUCAGGUCAGGCUAUUUUGGAGCAUCCAUUAAGCUUCAACCUGGUUAUACUGCAGGAGUCAUUACAGCAUUUUAUCUUUCAAAUAGUGAGGCUCAUUCAGGGCAACAUGAUGAAGUGGACAUUGAGUUUCUUGGAACAACAUUUGGGAAGCCUUAUACUUUACAAACAAAUGUUUACAUUAGAGGGAGUGGAGAUGGAAAAAUCAUUGGGAGAGAAAUGAAAUUUCAUUUAUGGUUUGAUCCCACCAAAAAUUUUCACCAUUAUGCCAUUCUAUGGAGUCCUAAAGAUCUCAUAUUCUUUGUGGAUGAUGUGCCCAUAAGGAGGUAUCCAAGGAAGAGUGCAGCAACAUUUCCCCUAAGGCCAAUGUGGGUAUAUGGUUCAAUUUGGGAUGCCUCAUCUUGGGCAACAGAAGAUGGAAAAUACAAAGCUGAUUAUAGAUACCAACCAUUUGUAGCUAGAUAUACCAAUUUCAAAGCUACUGGUUGCACCGCCUAUGCACCUGCUCGGUGCAACCCUGUCUCUGCCUCUCCGUACCCGUCCGGCAGGUUAAGCCGGCAACAAUAUUGGGCAAUGAGAUGGGCUCAAACCCAACAUAUGGUAUAUGACUAUUGCAAGGACCCCAAGAGAGAUCAUUCUUUAACACCAGAGUGUUGGAAGUUGAAGUAAAACUCGAAAUUUGUAAUUUUUUUUUUCUUGGCUUGUUAUUUAUUUUCUCUCUAUUUUUGUUUUGAAAUUUUGAAAAGGGUGUCUUGAAAUGGGUUGAAAUUUUUAUUCUUGUAUUGGUGCUA
This is a messenger RNA of Pistacia vera, 1023 nucleotides long. Its product is annotated as probable xyloglucan endotransglucosylase/hydrolase protein 32. Gene Ontology annotation, molecular function: xyloglucan:xyloglucosyl transferase activity; hydrolase activity, hydrolyzing O-glycosyl compounds. NCBI's taxonomy places the organism in Eukaryota, Viridiplantae, Streptophyta, Magnoliopsida, Sapindales, Anacardiaceae. The transcript is spliced from 4 exons. The coding region runs from base 5 to 901 and encodes 298 amino acids. Gene Ontology annotation, biological process: xyloglucan metabolic process; cell wall biogenesis. Gene Ontology annotation, cellular component: apoplast; cell wall. The record is from RefSeq and is a predicted model, not a curated record.